Messenger RNA from Penicillium maclennaniae, 1224 nucleotides. Its product is annotated as alpha/beta fold hydrolase. The record is from RefSeq and is a predicted model, not a curated record. NCBI's taxonomy places the organism in Eukaryota, Fungi, Ascomycota, Eurotiomycetes, Eurotiales, Aspergillaceae. The transcript has a single exon. The coding region runs from base 1 to 1224 and encodes 407 amino acids. Gene Ontology annotation, molecular function: hydrolase activity.
AUGUCCCUGGAUGCCUCACCCUCACAUCUGCCCCUCCCCGAGGGCGUCUCAAGUCGCCUUGUUCCAACUCCCGAUCUCACCGUUCACAUUCUGGAAGCUGGAGCCACUCCCGAUCGUGACCGCCCCUUGGUAAUCUUGUUACACGGUUUCCCCGAGAUCGCCUAUUCAUGGCGUCGAGUCCUGCCCCAGCUCGCCGCCGCGGGCUUCCACGCGGUUGCCCCAGACCAGCGUGGGUUUGGCCGCACGGUCGGCUGGGACGAUCGAGCGUAUGAGGAUGUUGAUUUGCAUAGUUUCUCAAUGACCAAUUUGGUUCGCGAUGUGGUGGUUCUGGUGCAUGCUCUGGGCCACCGAUCGGUUCGAUGUGUAGUGGGUCACGAUUGUGGCGCUAUGACGGCGGCCACUUGUGCUCUGAUCCGACCGGAUUUCUUCAAGAGUGUUGUUCUGAUGAGCCACCCAUUCAAUGGCAGCCCUAAUCUGCCUUUCAAUACUGCAAAUGAGGGCAGCGUUGAGGAACAGGCUGUCGCUGUAGCGCGGGGUGGGAGUGGUGGGACAGAGGCUUCUGCUGCUGCUUCAGGGGUUCAUGAGGCUUUGGCCAAACUUGGUCGCAAGCACUAUAAGUGGUACUACUCGACUCCUCAAGCUGGUCCAGAUAUGUCGUCAUUUUCCCCGGAGGAGCUGCACCGCUUCCUACGUGGAUACUUCCAUUUGAAGAGUGGUUCCUGGCCCGGUAACAAGCCGCAUCAAUUGUCUGGUUGGACUGCCGAGGAGAUGGUCCAGAUGCCUGGAUAUUACAUCAUGCCUCUGGACGCAUCAAUGCCUGAGACUGUAGAAAGAGAUAUGGCUGACGAGCCGACCAAGGGCAUGUCCUCAUACUCAUGGCUGCCCGACAAUGAGCUGGCAGUCUACGCGACUGAGUAUGCUCGCACCGGUUUUCAAGGUGGGCUGAAUUGGUACCGGGUGCGUACUGCUGCGGGUGGUCAGUUUACCAAGGACUAUGAUACCUUUGCGGGGAAGAAGAUGGAACCUCCAUGUGCGUUCGUGUCUGGAAAACUAGAUUGGGGCAUCUAUCAAGAACCUGGUGCACUGGAGAAGAUGACCAGUGGUGCAGUCUGCUCUGAUUUCCGGAUACUGCGGCUACUAGAUGGAGUGGGUCACUGGGUUACUCAGGAGGCUCCGAAUGAGGUAGCGCGGACCAUCAUUGAAUUGACCAACAGUCUUGCAUAG